This is a messenger RNA of Letharia columbiana, 1929 nucleotides long. RefSeq lists its product as uncharacterized. The record is from RefSeq and is a predicted model, not a curated record. NCBI's taxonomy places the organism in Eukaryota, Fungi, Ascomycota, Lecanoromycetes, Lecanorales, Parmeliaceae. The transcript has a single exon. The coding region runs from base 1 to 1929 and encodes 642 amino acids.
AUGGACUCUAUACUGGCCUCUCCGCCGAAUUUGACGCCCUAUGAACGCUUCCUCGAGCGUUGUUCCCUCCCCGAACUCAAUUGGUACAUCAAUUCCGUGAGCGACCACUUCGACGCUCUCCUGGCCCGCAGUGACCCAUACCGCUCAAUUCGCCUGUCCACAUACCUUACACAACGCUUCGGCCAAUUCCCCCAACACGCCCAUGAUGUCUGGAUUCCUCUUCUCCCGAUAGACGAAGACCACUACUCUCCGAAGCAUGUGGGCGUGGACCUGGAGAACCGGACCCUCUUCUUCCCGGACUUACCUUCCUCGAAAGCAGUCGGUGACGGCAAGCAGACGUCCCCGUUGUCAGCUGUGGCGUCCUUCCUCGCCAACCUACUUGCUACGACUCUCUGGGAUAAGUCUGUUCAGAACCCAAAGCACAGCCGCGUACGCUUCAUCAACAACACCUUUAUUGUCAUCGACGGAAUCUACAAGAGGUUGUCAGAAAGAUGGGUGAAUGGCAAGGAGGCUGCAAGGCAACGAUUCUAUGCCGUAGGUGUCAUCCAGGUCGUCGCCCUCGAGAAGUUGCAGAAGGAGCUACAAGAGGUGGAAGGCGUCAUAAAAGUCUUACCAGUGCCUUCAGAUCCAAAGAUCAAGGAUUGGCCGACUAGCUUCCUGCCGAUUGAGGCUAUAGGGGACGUCGCUGCUCAGCCUACCUCGGAAGUUACAGUACGCCCUCCUUUGCAUUACUCGAACGGCGUUGUCAAAAACGGUGCCCAUACCAAUGGCGUACACACAAACGGUGUCGAAUCGAACGGUGAAUCUAGCGCAGAGAGCGACCCAGUCACUCUCGUUGUUCCCUCCGCCGGCCGUUCUUCUCGAUUUCCAGGCGUGAAGCCCAAAUGGAUGCUCACCCAGCCCAGCGGCUGUCUGAUGGUCGUCGAUGCACUGGGAGCUUUGGACCUGACCCACGUCAACCAUGUCGUCAUCGGACUGCUAAAGGAGCAUGUAGACAAAUACUGCGGUGGAGACGUAGACGCAAUUCUCAAAAUCUUCGAAGACGGUGUACCACGUCUUCAAGAAAUCAAAGUCUCCAUUGUGGUAAUAGCAGAAGAAACAGUCGAUCAAACCCAAACCAUUGAAUGCAUCCUGAACGCCGCCAGAGUAACCGGCCCCAUCUUUCUCAAAGACUGCGACAACCAAUUCAAAUGUCCCGUCCCAGCAGUCGACGGCGUAGCUACCCUUGAAAUAACGCGUGAAACCGAAUCAGGCGUAUCCAACGUUGCGUCCAAAGGCUAUGUAGCCGUCAACUCCCAAACAGGCCAACUCACAAGCAUCGUCGAGAAAAUGAUGGUCAGUAAUACCUUCUGCAUCGGCGGCUAUGCGUGGAAAUCCGCCCAAGACUUCCUUUCCCGUGUCGCUCAGGCGAGGAAAUACCAGAUCAUGGCGUCAGCCACCAAGGGCGUUGAGCUAGCGGUCUCGGAUGUGAUUUGGCUGAAAAUGGCAACCGGCGCCCCUUUCUUCUCGAUCCCAGCUGCAAAUUACGAGGACUGGGGCACCCUCCCUUCUUGGCGCGCCUACUGCGAUAGCUUCAAAACGCUCUUCGUCGACAUUGACGGCACGCUCAUGAAGAAUAGUGGUCAAUACUUCGUUCCCACCUGGGGCACCACGGCCCCUUUGACGAAGAACGUCGACCAUCUGAACAAGCUGCAUGCAACCGGCAGAGUCAGAAUUAUCCUCGUUACAUCAAGGUUAGAGAAAUUCAGGGACGCAACAGUGAAACAGUUGGAUCAAUACGGGGUUAAGUACGAUCAGGUUUUAUUUGGCAUGCUGCAUGCGAGUCGGGUGGUCAUCAACGAUUAUGCACCAACGAAUCCGUACCCGUCGGCGGAGUGUGUGAAUAUACCGCGGAAUGCGGAGGAUUUGCCACAUAUGCUGUCUUUGUGA